Messenger RNA from Myodes glareolus (Bank vole), 2194 nucleotides. RefSeq names its product TUB like protein 2 (gene Tulp2). The record is from RefSeq and is a predicted model, not a curated record. Lineage: Eukaryota; Metazoa; Chordata; Mammalia; Rodentia; Cricetidae. Gene Ontology annotation, biological process: protein localization to cilium. Gene Ontology annotation, cellular component: cilium.
GUUAAAAACUGCAGGGCCUUGAAGGUCACUCCCACUGUGUUGGGGAUGGGGCUCUGGAAAGUAUCUCUUCAUUGUCUCCUGUUCUGCCUGAGAAAGAAACUGUUUGUGCACCAGGGCCAGCAUGUAACUUUUUCCGGGAGAAUCUACAAAGGCUGAGUCACUGUUCUUAUCUGUGGCUUCCUCGAGUUCACAGAGCGGCAUUGACCUGCAGAUAACAGCAGUCCGUGCCUCUGGGAAGCUCCUGCGUGCUGUGGACCUCUCCUGAGCCGCUGGUCUGCCUGCCACACCUCCCCACAACUCCUUAGUUGGUUUAUCUUCCGACGAGUCUACGACAGUCUCACGCCAUCUAACCGGUGCCUGAAAGUCAUCAUGAGCGGAGCCCACGUCAGCUAACGUCUCAGGAAAAUGAACCAUGGAAGAAAGAGACCUUGGAGGAUGAAUUCUCGGGUGUAAGGCUGCAGAAGCUGGAACAACAGCGGCAGCUAUUUGAGAAGAAACAGCGCAGGAAGCGCCAGGAACCCCUCAUGGUUCAGGCCAAUCCUGAUGCUUCCCUGAGGCACCGGCGACCAAGGCGUGGGGACGAUCGCUUCCAGAGUGACAGCGGCUGGGGACUUGGCGCUGGGAGUCCCCUCCUCCAGAAGAACACACCAGAGGCACAUCUGCCCUCUGGGGCCCACAGUGCCCUGGCCACCAUGAACUAUGGUGGAGAUGGUAGUGGCGAGAGGGCCCCCCUCUUGUCACCCAAAGGAGCAGUAUACACUCGGGGCAAUGGUGUUGCAUUCCACCAUAUAUGCUGGCUCCCAGACAGCUCAGAUUCAGAUGUGGAGGAAGUGAGCAUGGAGGACAUCCCUGUCAUCCCUCCACCUCCCAAGACACAUAUGGCAAACCGUCGCAGGGGCUGGUUAGCCUCCCCAGGACCUGGGAUCAGUGAAGAGGAAGAGGAGGAAUCCAAGGAUGUCUCAGUGGAGCACAAGGCACCCAGCCCAGCCCCAGCCCCUGCAGUGAACUCUGACAGGGUUCAUGGAGACUCGGCAUCCUGCAUGGUGGAAGAGAGCACAGAAGAGAGCCCACCAGCCUCCGGCAUCAGGGACGAAGACCUGGAAAAGAAAGAGGCUUCAGAGACUACAGGGACAAACAACGCCCCAGUGGCGCCCAAGGUCUUGCAAGGCAACGGUGACACAAGCGACCACAAUCCUUGGAAUAUGACCUGUUCCCUGCCCCGCACGCCAGGCCCUCGGCUCGGGGAAGACAUGGAGGCCUACGUGCUGCUACCCGCAUCCCAAGAGCACAUGGUGCAGUGUCGCAUCGUCCGCAACAAGCACGGCAUGGACAAGAGCAUGUUCCCCUCCUACUACCUCUACAUGGAGACGGAAGACGGAGUGGCUCAUUUCCUUCUGGCAGGGCGGAGAAGGAAAAGAAGCAAAACCUCAAAUUAUCUCAUCUCCCUGGACCCCAAAGACAUGUCUCGCAACGGGAACAACUUCGUAGGUAAAGUUAGAUCCAAUGUCUUGGGCACGAAAUAUACCAUCUUUGAUAAUGGGGUGAAUCCUGAGCGGAACUACUGGAUCCCAGACAAUACCCGGAUCAGAGAGGAGCUGGGAGUUGUAUGUUAUGAAACCAAUGUCUUGGGAUUCCGGGGGCCUCGCAGAAUGACCGUGAUUCUUCCAGGAAUGGACAGCCGGAAGCAGAGGAUGAGAAUUCAGCCACAAAGUGAUCAGGAUUCGAUUUUGAGUCGCCUACAAAAGGGUGCUAGACACGGGCUGCUCCAACUGCAGAACAAAGUCCCAUCUUGGAGCGAGGAGAGCGGCGCCUACGUGCUCAAUUUUCACGGUCGCGUCACUCGGGCUUCAGUCAAGAACUUUCAGAUUGUGCACCCCGAUGAACCGGACCACCUGGUGCUCCAGUUCGGCCGCGUGGCCCCAAACAUAUUCACUAUGGAUUUCCGAUAUCCUCUUUGCCCACUCCAAGCCUUCGCCAUCUGCUUAUCUAGUUUCGAUGGGAAACUGGCGUGCCGCCUCACUCGAUAGGUUAUGCCUGCCUGGAACUCCUGCCACAGCUUCGAAAUGCUGGGAUCAGUUGCUGUCCUUACCCCAGUCUGGACACAGAACUCAGUGUUUUGAGACCAUCACUGUGUAUAUCAGGCUGGUCUUAAACUUCAGUUUGGACACAAAACUCAUUUUUAGCCUCCCUUGAA